AUGAAUUCUCUUUGGGUUAUAGGUAUGCCAAAGCCGACGACAGCAGCAGUGGUGACAACAGCAACGGUAACAGCAGCAACGGUGACAGCAGCAAUGAUGACAGCGUCAACCACUCAAUGUAAUACUAUAUUUACUGGUCAAACGACCUAUUCAACUGGCUCUUACCCUGUGUCUCUAAAGGCAGUCGACGUCAAUAGCGACGACAAACUCGACAUUAUUGUCGCAAACUACGGUUCGAACAAUGUCGGUGUUCUCCUCAACACAGGCGACGGCACGUUUUCUGCUCAAACGAUCUAUUCAACUGAUUCUGGCCCUUACUCUGUGGCAGCAGCCGAUGUCAAUGGCGACAACAAACCCGACAUUAUUGUCGCAAGCUUCGAUUCAAACAAUGUCGGUGUUCUCCUCAACACAGGCAACGGCACGUUUUCUGCUCAAACGAUCUAUUCAACUGGCUCUAGCCCGGUCUGUAUGGCAGCAGCUGAUGUCAAUGGCGACAGCAAACCCGACAUAAUUGUCGCAAACUACGACUCGAACAAUGUGGGUGUUUUUUUGAAUUAUUACUGA
This is a messenger RNA of Rotaria socialis, 564 nucleotides long. The record is from the annotation of a GenBank genome assembly. NCBI's taxonomy places the organism in Eukaryota, Metazoa, Rotifera, Eurotatoria, Philodinida, Philodinidae.